UAUUACCUUAAUUUAAAAACAGAAAUAGUUAAUUAUUUCUGAGGUGAUAUAUUUUAGUAGUGCACGAAGAAAGUUAAGAGAAGUGUUCGAAUAUGUUGAGAUAUAUAAUUAUUUCGCUCGCGUUCUGUGCUGUUCUACAAAUACAAUUAACGGCGGCAAGCGCUCCGAGCGGUAGCAAUGUGAGCUUCGAACUGGAUGGACGCAUAAUCAAUGGCACCGUGGCGAGUUUUAAUGAAACCAAACAUCAAGUCUCAAUACGUCGGCGUCUCAACGAUGGAUACUACUUUGGCACCGGUCAUCUCUGCGGUGGUUCGUUGAUUAAUUCGAAUGUGGUGCUCUCGGCGGCGCAUUGCUUCGUGAAUUACGAUAUCAAUAACGGCACAUUCCGCGCGCCUGAGGACUUCAUUGUGGUGAUGGGCAAUCUGGAUCGUUACGAACGCAACAACUACACGCUCGUCUUCGAUAUUGAGAAAAUCGUCUACAAUGUGAGCACUUUCAAUCUGAGCACGUAUGAGUCGGACAUCGCUUUGGCAUUUCUGAACGAUUCUGUGCCAGCGAAUUACACCAGAGCUCAACCAAUUCAACUCAAUACCGAAGAGGUGCCCGAUCAAACAGUUUGCCAAGUGACCGGUUGGGGUCAAACUGAAGAAGGCUACUUAUCGGAUGUUUUGCUGACUGUUGACGUGCCGAUUAUUAACGACACCGCCUGUGCCAAUGACAUGAACUUUAGCGCCGGCCUCAUCCGUGUGGGUAUGCUGUGUGCGGGCUAUCCGCAAGGUGAGCGUGAUGCUUGCGGCGGGGAUUCUGGUGGUCCACUUGUGUGCAACAGCAGUUUGGCCGGUAUUGUAUCGUGGGGCAUUGGUUGUGCACAACCCGAUCUACCAGGUGUUUACACGAAUGUUUCCUAUUGGUCGAAGUGGAUCGACGAGCAAAUAAGUGGCAAUAGUGGUAAUAGUAGUGAUAGUGGUGAUGGUGGUGAUAGUGGUGAUGGUACUAAUACAGCGAGCAGCAGUCAUGUAUCCGGUCUUAUCGCUUUCCUGACAGUAUUUUUUGCUUUGACGCUGAAUAGAUAAAUGCUGAUAAUUUCAGUGUCAAUCAAGUUCACAAUUAAUCAGCUUCAUAAAUAUCAAAACACAAUUUUAAUGUCAAUUAAAUACUUAAGUUUAUAUAACUCGCAUAAUAAAUAAGAAGACCGUUAUUUUUACAAUGUA
Molecule: messenger RNA, 1211 nt
Organism: Bactrocera neohumeralis
Lineage: Eukaryota; Metazoa; Arthropoda; Insecta; Diptera; Tephritidae
Product: trypsin eta-like
Exons: 4
Coding region: 93-1073 (326 amino acids)
Biological process (GO): proteolysis
Molecular function (GO): serine-type endopeptidase activity
Source: RefSeq, a predicted model, not a curated record